Messenger RNA from Arabis nemorensis, 990 nucleotides. NCBI's taxonomy places the organism in Eukaryota, Viridiplantae, Streptophyta, Magnoliopsida, Brassicales, Brassicaceae. The record is from the annotation of a GenBank genome assembly.
AUGGAGAACCAAGGAAACAACGGAGUAAUCGUUUUCGCUGACCUUGAAUUAGAAGGGAGAAGAAUGGACUGUCCAGCAUGUCGUCUUCCCGUCAAUCCUCAUCUCGGGAAUUUGAUUGUUCCUCAGUUUAACUGUGAAGGCUGCAGAGCUCUUUUGACUUACAGAGAACCACCAGGAAGGACAGUAAGAUGUCCUUGUUGCCAUUUCUCACGUCCUGUGCCGACCACUCUUGCAACUAUUAAUUGUGGUGGAUGUGAAGCAACAGUCAUUCAUCAAAAAGGUGCAAGAGUUGUGAAAUGUUCUCUCUGCAAGUACAUCACAAACCCACUUGCUAACCGGAUUGUCGUUCCUCAAGAGAACCGGGUUGCUCCUGCUCAUGUGAACCUAGUUGAUCCUCGUGAUCAAGUUAACCAGGUUGCUCAAGUGAACCGGAUUGUUAAUCCUCAAGUGAACCAGGUUGCUCGUCCUCAAGUGAACCGGGUUGUUCAUCCUCAAGUUAACCGAAUUGUUCGUCCUCAUGUGAACCUAGUUACUCCUCGUGAACAAGUUAGCCAGGUUACUCUACUGCACCGGAUUCUUAAUCGUGUUCUUCAUCCUCAAGUGAACCGGGUUGCACCUCCUGGUGUGAACCGUGUUGCACCUCCUGAUGUGAACGAGGUUGCUCCUCCUGAUGUGAUCGAGGUUGCUACUCCUGAUGUGAACGAGGUUGCACCUCCCGGUGUGAACCAGGUUGCUCCUCCUGAUGUGAACGAGGUUGCACCUCCUGAUGUGAACCAGGCUCUUCUUGUUCAAGUUAGUACGGGAACUAACUCAACUGCGAGUUCUUCUUCUACUCCACCACCUGAUGGGACUAGAGAAAGUGUUAAAGAAGAAGCAGCUAAAAGAGUUGCUCAAAUGGUGAGGGAUGCUGCUCUUAGAGCCAGGAGAGACAAAGCAGCAGCAGAAGAGGAUGAAUCAGAAGGAUCAAAGAGCAAGAAGAGUCGUCACUGA